This is a messenger RNA of Funneliformis caledonium, 567 nucleotides long. The record is from the annotation of a GenBank genome assembly. Lineage: Eukaryota; Fungi; Glomeromycota; Glomeromycetes; Glomerales; Glomeraceae.
AUGGCAUUCACAAAAUCCUUGAUGUUAAUCUUAAUCAUACCAUCAUUCUUCGUUUAUGCUUAUGCGUCACCAUUGUUCAAACGUGAACUGUGUCCAAUAGGAGACUACCAAGGCACCACUUCUUUUUAUUUGUAUGAUUUUCUCGAUGACCCAUCAGAAGUGAUUAUACCACUAGGAAUCUUGGUACCAGACGGAUAUAAAUAUAAAUUCACGCUAUAUGGUUUUGGUGUACAAAUGUACAAAUGUAAUGUUUCCUCUCACAUCUGGGAUGCAGUAUCUGAAGAUCAUGAAGAUGCCGUCGAUUAUGUGGUUGGCGAUCAUUACUACCAAAAAGAACCUGUUAACGGAGGUAGAGCUACUUGGCAUUCUACACUCGAUUGUGAUAAUUCAUCUGUUAUUUCGAGACUUUUAUCCCAAAUUCCAUCUCCCGAUGGACCCAAAAACAUUCCGUGGCUUUUAUUGAUUGCUACGGCUAAUAAUGGAAAAGGUGUCUUUAGUGACGUUGUUUUUACAAUUCGUUUAGAUACUAUAGAUGGUAUAGCCCCCCCAGUGGAUGAAUGUAAGUGA